UGCGACUUCAGAGUAUCGGCGGCUCUGCUUUCCUUUCCUCAUCCUCUGGAUCUAUUCUCCGACGCCCCCUUUCCCACCGCCACCGCCGCCACCCUCUCUCUCCUCUGGUUGUACAAUCGCUGAGGAGAUUGAAAAACGUAAGAAGGAAUGAAGGACGACGAUGCGCCAAAGAAGGAGAUGGACGGAUCUCUCUUCGGCAAGAACAGGUAUAAGCUCUGGGCAGUCGUGGCCAUCCUCCUCCUCGCCUUCUGGUCCAUGUUCGCCGGCACCGUCACACUUAAAUGGUCCGCCGGAAACCUGAUGCGCUUCUCUUCCGACGGCUUCGACGGCCCCAUCCAGGACGACCUCGACGUGUUGGAAGUAGAGGAGAGGGAGAAGGUGGUGCGGCACAUGUGGGACGUGUACACGCACAACAAGCGGAUCAAGCUGCCCCGCUUCUGGGAGGAGGCCUUCGAGGCGGCCUACGAGGAGCUCGACAGCGACUCUCCGGACGUCAGGGACUCGGCCAUCUCCGAGAUCGCCAAGAUGUCAUUCAGGAUGCUCGGCCUCGACCACACAGCACCUCGCCACACCAACUCGAAAUCGGAAGGUGGGAAGUCGAAGAAAGAGAAGAACAAGGGGAAAUCGAGCGCUUCAUUGUCGGGGGCUGCGAAGGGGAGGAGGCGUUUACGGUGAUCGUCGUAGGAGCGCAUUUGAGAGAAGAAAAAUCUCUGCAAAGGCUUGUUUGGCUGUAAUUUUGUUGGUGACUUGCUCUUAUAUGUAAACGGGAUUGGCGUUCAACACCGUGAUUUUCCUUUCUUUUCGUUUCCUCUCUCUUCCCCACGCUCCUUUCCGUGUUAACAAUCGACAGGACAGGAGACUGAUAUGUUUGUUCCUCAUAUCAUUUGGGAUUACAGAAAAGAGUGCUUUUUAUGCCAUCAGAAAAUUUCCACCA
Nymphaea colorata (pocket water lily) is the source of this 934-nucleotide messenger RNA. RefSeq lists its product as uncharacterized. Bases 148 to 675 code for a protein of 175 amino acids. The transcript is spliced from 3 exons. NCBI's taxonomy places the organism in Eukaryota, Viridiplantae, Streptophyta, Magnoliopsida, Nymphaeales, Nymphaeaceae. The record is from RefSeq and is a predicted model, not a curated record.